This is a messenger RNA of Phoenix dactylifera (date palm), 1395 nucleotides long. RefSeq lists its product as uncharacterized. NCBI's taxonomy places the organism in Eukaryota, Viridiplantae, Streptophyta, Magnoliopsida, Arecales, Arecaceae. Gene Ontology annotation, molecular function: ubiquitin protein ligase activity. The record is from RefSeq and is a predicted model, not a curated record.
UAUUUGCAAAGACGGUGGUAUCCAAAAGGCCGUAUGCUAACACGUUUGGUAUCUGGUUUUAGCUUCGACUCGGGAAUCGGGAUCCUCGCCGUACAGUCCUGGAAAAUUUCUUGAUAUAAUUAUCCACCAGGAGGGGGAGAAAGAACGAGAGAUGGCUUCGCCGCCGGAGAACGAUUGCUGCUCGGUUUGCCAUGAUGAUUUCACCCUCCCCUGUCAGGCCAAUUGCUCCCAUUGGUUCUGCGGACGUUGUAUAUUACGAGUGUGGCAUCAUGGUUCUGCCCUUCAACCAUGCAAAUGCCCCAUAUGUCGGCGUUCGAUAACUUUGCUGGUACCUACUGAUGCUGCAAUAAGUCAACGCCAUGAUCUGGAAGCUAGUCAAGUUCUGGAAAACGUAAGGAAGUACAAUCGUCUGUUUGGUGGAGCUCCAAACAGCCUCAUUCAGAGGUUGCGGGAUCUUCCAUUUUUCAUUCGGAGGUUGUCAAGAGAACUGAUGGACCCUCAAAGGUCUCUUCCUCUAGUCAUCAGGGCACGGAUGAUGUUUGCAAUGGCACUUAGUGCGAUCUAUGUCUUGAGCCCAGUGGACAUUCUUCCAGAAGGAGUAUUGGGGAUAGUGGGUUUGUUGGAUGAUUUUUUGUUCCUGCUGAUUGUUUUUCUCCAUCUGGCUGCUAUAUAUCGAUCUGUACUUGUUUAUCGGCAUGGAAGCCCUUGAAUUGAAUGGUUGUUCGUGGUCUAAACAUUGUGUGCAUCGUGUAGAACUUAUUUUUCUAGUAAAUCUCGCAAAAUAAUAGUCAAUAGUUGAAUUCAUUUGAAGAGUGUUAUUUCUUUGGUGGUGCUUCUUUUCUAGUGUUUCCAAUAACAAUCUGUUUUGCAGUACAAAGAAACAUACACCAAAUUGUUAUUUGUAAGGGGUUUUUCAUGCAUGCUAAUUUUAUUUGCUACAGGAGUAUAGAAACAUGAGUUCUCAAAAAUCAAAAGAGCAUAUGUUUUGUGCUGGCAUUUAUGGUGAUUGCAAUGGUAGCUCAAAACACAUGCUUUUUUGAUGUUAGAAAAGUCACGUUUCUGUACGCCUGUAGCAAAUCACUGGCGUGCAUGAAGAAUUCUUUACAAAUGCCAAUUUGUUAUAUAUUACUUCAUUUUGCAAAAGAAACAGCUAUUGGGAACACUAGACAGGAAGUACCAUCAAAGAAAUCUCACUCUUCAAAUGAAUUUACCUGUUGACUGUUAUCUUGAGAGAGGAAAAAAAAUCCGAUGGCAUAUUCUAUGUAUGUGAUCUGUGAUUAUAAAAAAACUACCUCCCAACUCAAAGAUCUGCAGCCAUUUACUGUGAAUACUAUCAUGCUUGUUCUUUAUAAUUUAGAAUGAUGGGCAAAAACUUUGGAGAAAGAAGUUUGAUAA